UCCUGAGACGGGACUCUGCCCACCCCUUGUGUAAAGCAAUUUAAACCUGAUAGCACAUCAUCUGCCUAUCUCCCCUGAAAAUCUUUUUAGCUGGACUAUUAAGACAGUCGCUCUCUGCCACCGUGCAGAAGCGGAGCCAGUCAUGGCUUUUAUUUUUUUACGCGCAAACCUCCGUCCACCAAAUGUCCUGUGAUCCUUUUUAAUCCGAGCUUGAUUUGGAGACUGAACACACUUCUCUUAAUGUUUCAGAUUUUUCUUUCAUCCGUGGAAAUGCUCCGUCCAGAUCCAUAAAGGACCAAAGACUGGUUAAUAUGAACUUAUUGCCAAGUGGAAUAUGUUUUUAUUUAUCUGUAGCAAUCUGCUGGCUGACGGCCGAGGUCGAUGCGACCUGGUGGUACAUGGGCACCCUGGGCUCCCAGGUGAUGUGCGACAACAUCCCCGGCCUGGUGAACAAGCAGCGCCAGCUGUGCCGCCAGAACCCCCGGGUGAUGCAGGCCAUCGGGGCCGGGAUGAAGGACUGGAUCUCGGAGUGCCAGCACCAGUUCCGCAGCCACCGCUGGAACUGCAACACCACGGCCAGGGACCACAACCUGUUCGGACGCCUGCUGCUGCGCAGCAGCCGCGAGGUGGCCUUCGUUUACGCCAUCUCCUCGGCCGGCGUGGUUUACACGUUGGCGCGGGCCUGCAGCCAAGGCGAGCUGGACUCCUGCUCCUGCGAUCCCACUAAGAAGGGCUCGUCGCGGGACGCCAAGGGCUCCUUCGACUGGGGCGGCUGCAGCGACCACGUGGAGCACGCCAUGCGCUUCAGCCAGGCCUUCGUGGACGCCAAGGAGAGGAAGGAGAGGGACGCCCGGGCACUCAUGAACCUGCACAACAAUCGAGCCGGCAGGAAGGCCGUGAAGCGCUUCAUGACUCUGGAGUGUAAGUGUCAUGGCGUCAGCGGGUCAUGCAGCGUUCGGACCUGCUGGCUCGCCAUGGCCGACUUCCGACGCACCGGCGACCACCUGCGGAAGCGGUACAACGGCGCGGUGCAGGUCGCCGUCAACCAGUACGGCACGGGCUUCACUGCCGCGCACACACACUUCAAACGGCCCAGCAAGAACGACCUGGUGUACCUGGAGGACUCACCAGACUACUGCAUACGGGACCACGAGUCAGGGUCGAUGGGGACAGGGGGGCGGGUUUGUAACCGGACGUCCCGCGGGGUGGACGGCUGCGAGGUGAUGUGCUGCGGCCGGGGUUACGACACGUCGCGGGUCAGCCGCACCACCAAGUGCGAGUGCAAGUUCCACUGGUGCUGCGCCGUGCACUGCCGCGACUGCCACCAGCAGGUCGACGUCCACACCUGUAAGGGCCAGACGUGACGUGACCUCACCACCACCACCACCACCUCUGAACACUGCUGACCGCUCACACUGGGUCACGUCAUCACUACUGCCACUGCUCCUCUCGCUGGGCUACAGAUUCCUCCGUCUGUCGUCGUGUUGUGACGAUCACAGGAUAUUUUCUUCUUUUUCAGCCAGAACAAGAAAGUAAAACACAUCAGAGCAGGAAAUGUAAAAGGUUUUAGUUUAACGAUAAAGAGUCCAAACUUACAGAUACUUUCUACAGUGAAACCUGGUUUUCAAAGGUUGACUGGUUCAAUCGGAGACUUUAAAACUUCCCUCCACUUUCAGGUUUUUAAUCUUCAAACCCAAGACUGAGAAUUUAAAUAACCAGUAAAGAUCUGCUGAAAAUAUAUCUUAAGUUAUAUAAUCUACUGUAGAGUUGUCAGAUCGUUCGACACACACCGGUCAGUGAAAGACACAGUGAAAGAUAUUUUCCCACUUGUUUCACUUGUUAGGAUUAAGAUUUUUUUUCCAUUUUUAUCAGCAACCUGUGCACAACAUUACAGAGUCUUUAUGUUUUCAGUUUUACAGUAAAAUUUGAACUUCAAAGCACAUAAGAUGGACUGGAAAUCAAUCUGUACAUAUAAACACACUCGUUACCUGUAGCCUCCAAACCAGCCUAAAGAAGAGAACCACCAGUUUGAAAACACAAUCUGCUGUCCUGUGUCAUCCACAGCUCUUCUUCCUUCUGUCAUUUCAUUGUAUUUAUUUACUCUUUAAAAAUGUUUUAUUUGUGAAGAGACGACUCAAACAGGUCAACUAGAGUGUGUGAGAUGCUGAACUGGUAACACACACAGCUGGUUUAUAGUCAGAUCAGACGGGGCUUUGUUUGUUUGUUGAUGUAAAUAUGUGGUUGUGUAAAUUAAAAUCAGAUGUAUAGUGUAUGGAACAGCCAGACGAUCACAGGGGUGGAGCUUGAACUAAAGGAGGUUUUUUAAAGCGAUGCGUUAAAGGAAAAUCUGGAUUAAUACGAUUCUCUCAUGUUAAAGGAUAACUCUGGUGUCUCUUGAACUUUAUUUUCCCAUGUUUUUGGCUGUAAAUGGUUGAUUAUGGACAACUGGUCCAGUAUUGAGCUGAUUAGAAACCUGAGUUUUCCUUUUCUUUAUCUGCUUGACGUUUUCUCUUUUGGGUUCAGAUUCUUGGAUUUAUUUAUUCUUCUUUCCUGACAGCAACUGUUUUCUGCUUGUUUCUGUGUGAGCAGCAAGUCUGCCUUCAUUUUCAUCAAAAAGCUGUUAAUGCAGGUUAAGAGCAGACUGUAAUGUACUUUUGAGAAAAGACUAAUGCAGCCGACUCUUGAAACUUGCUACAUACAGAAAUCGGAAACCAACGCCUGCCUGGAAGAGUCAGAAAAACAUGUUCAAGUUUCUAAAAUCAAUGUUCUUCUUCUCCACGAAUGAUCAGCUUUGAGGAGGAGUCAUGUUUUGUAGCAAACCAGAUAAGAACCGCUCGUCUUUUCAAAAACAUUUCAUCACAUUUGUCUCAGAAAAAAGGAAGAAGUACCUGUUGGACGCAGGUAAAACUCUUGUACCUGUGGAGCGAGAUGUUAGCUUCAGGAAAACAUCAAGGAAUUAGAUGAACAUGUGACAGAUUCCACAGAUAAACAGUAAAACUUACCAGGUUGUGUUCUGCUGUUUCAACAUCCAGCUCCUACUUUAAAUCCCUCAGCAGCUCCGGCUGAUGAUUCAGACGUCUCUACUGGUUGAGGCAAUUUAAAAUCAAACUGCAGCGCUGCUCCUGUGAAUCUGACUGUGUGAAUCAAAAUGGCGGGAAGAAGCUGGCUUGCAGCAAUACACAAAAAGUCCUUUAUUGUAUUUUUUUGUCUUUUCAUUUUUUAAUGAUGGCAAUUUAUCACCUCUUUUUUUUUUUUUUUUUU
Lates calcarifer (barramundi perch) is the source of this 3261-nucleotide messenger RNA. It is a transcript of the gene wnt2, whose product is annotated as wingless-type MMTV integration site family member 2. Gene Ontology annotation, cellular component: extracellular region. The transcript has 5 exons. Bases 312 to 1364 code for a protein of 350 amino acids. The record is from RefSeq and is a predicted model, not a curated record. Lineage: Eukaryota; Metazoa; Chordata; Actinopteri; Centropomidae. Gene Ontology annotation, molecular function: cytokine activity; frizzled binding. Gene Ontology annotation, biological process: cell fate commitment; neuron differentiation; multicellular organism development.